Messenger RNA from Sitodiplosis mosellana (orange wheat blossom midge), 2169 nucleotides. RefSeq names its product sodium- and chloride-dependent glycine transporter 1-like. Gene Ontology annotation, molecular function: glycine transmembrane transporter activity. The coding region runs from base 129 to 1910 and encodes 593 amino acids. The transcript is spliced from 13 exons. Gene Ontology annotation, biological process: sodium ion transmembrane transport. Gene Ontology annotation, cellular component: membrane. NCBI's taxonomy places the organism in Eukaryota, Metazoa, Arthropoda, Insecta, Diptera, Cecidomyiidae. The record is from RefSeq and is a predicted model, not a curated record.
UGGAAGGUUUGGGAUUUGCCACAACGAGCUUUGGCAUAAUUAUUCGAAUCAACUGGAAAGGUACAGCGAAUUGUUUGGGUUGUAGUGUCAAAAUAGUUUCUUUUCCCAAAAAAGUAUACUCAAUACCAAUGGAUAAUUCAACGACGAAACCAAGGUGCUUGAAUGGUGAAAGUGCGUGUCGGCAAAAGAGCAAAGACAAAGAAAAUGAUCGAGGGCAGUGGAAAUCAAAGACGGAAUUUUUACUCUCCUGCUUAGGUUACGCCAUAGGCACGGGUAACGUUUGGCGGUUUCCAUACUUGUGCUACCGCAACGGUGGAGGAGCAUUCUUAUUGCCAUACCUUUUGAUGCUAUUUCUAUGCGGAAUCCCCCUAUUCUUCAUGGAAAUGUGCUUGGGACAAUUCUCGAAUACCGGAUGCUUGACUAUUUUUCGUAUAGCGCCACUAUUUAAGGGAGCCGGCUAUGCAAUUAUUCUUGUGAAUCUUAUAUGUACGAUGUAUUAUAAUGUGAUCAUCGCAUACCCGAUUCUAUUUAUUCUCAAGUCUUUUGCAAAGACAUUGCCAUGGAUGCACUGCAACAAUCCAUGGAAUACGCCACACUGUCUAGAGGUAGCACACACUGAGAAUCCCACCCACAUUGGUAAUAUAACAGCUUUCGAUCGAAGACUUUACAAAACACCAGCCGAUGAGUUCUUCCAUCGUGAGAUUCUACAAAUAAGUGAGAACAUUGGUGAUAUCGGGGGUAUUGUGUGGCCAUUGUUUGCAGCGAAUGUAUUCGUUUGGGCUGUGACAUACUUGUGCAUUAUGAAAGGCGUAAGAUCGGUUGGAAAAGUGGUGUAUUUCAGUGCCACUUUCCCGUUUGUCGUUCUAACCAUCUUGUUUUUCCGUGGCAUUACACUACCGGGUGCAUUGGAGGGAAUUAAAUUCUAUAUCAUGCCAAAAUGGCAUGAACUGACUAAUUUGAAAGUUUGGGCUGAUGCGGCAGUGCAAAUCUUUUUCUCACUUGGACCUGGUUGGGGUGGCAUUAUAAAUAUGGCCAGCUACAAUGAUUUUCGAAAUAACAGCAAACGGGAUGCGAUUCUCGUUCCAAUCGUGAAUUGUUCUACAAGCAUUUUUGCGGGAUUUGUCGUCUUUUCAGUUCUUGGUUUCAUGUCUCAUGUGACUGGACUACCCAUUUCAUCAGUUGCGACCGGUGGGCCCGCAUUGGCGUUUAUAACAUACCCCGAAGCGAUUGGAAUGCUUCCGUUUCCACAGUUUUGGGCAAUCCUCUUCUUUAUGAUGCUAUUUUUCCUUGGAUUGGACAGUGUCUUUGUGCAAAUUGAGGCCAUUAUUUCUUCACUGCUCGACGAAUAUACACGCUUCAGGCCCUAUAAAUCACUUGUAGCUUUUGUGUCAUGUUUCGUGAUGUUUGCUGUCUCGAUCCUGUUUGUGACCAGAGGAGGCAUGUAUAUUUUACAACUCUUCGAUUGGUAUGCGGCAUCAAUUUCUGUCAUUCUGAUUUGCUUGUGUGAAUGCAUAAUCGUUGGAUGGAUAUAUGGAAUCGAAAAUUUUAAGCGAGACAUAGAGUUUAUGAUUGGAAGCCCGAUAGGUGGUUGGUGGCUGAUCUGCUGGAAAUACAUUACACCGACCAUUUUAAGCUUUAUUUUCGUAACCACUGUUUUGUUCAACACGGAAAUCACAUACAACUCAAUAGAAUACCCAAGAUGGCUCAUUGCUGUAGGGUGGAGUAGCUGCCUUAUAUCAAUUGUUUGUAUUCCAAUUUACUUUGUGUACAAAUUGUUCAAGAUGAAUGGCUCAUUCAAGAAGCGCAUACGAAUAGCACUUACACCCAACAAUUGGGGACCGGCCGAUGAAAGAAACCGCAAAGCGUGGGAGGAAAUGAUAAGGAAUUUUGGGAAACACUACGAUCCAUAGAAUAGAAACACUUUGUUUUUAACUUUGUUUUUUUUUAUUACGUUGUGUACUUUUUUCCAUUACUGAGUUUUCAAUUUACAAUUUGUUUUUUGGGCAGAUAUAACAAGAACAGAAUUGUUUUUUAAAAUUUGCACUUUUUCAUAGGUCGCGUGUGUUGAAGUAAUAAACAAGAUUUAAUACUUCAAACUGCUGUUUACUUCUUGUUGAUUGUUUGUUGUGAACAAGCUGUGACGAUGGGUGGGGAAAAAGUGAAAUUUCG